AUGGCAGAAACAAAGUUGAGUUUCUUCAAAGACCGAAGCUGGUCGCUCCAUGGCAUGACAGCUCUAGUUACCGGAGGCACCCGAGGCAUUGGUCACGCAAUAGCAGAAGAGUUGGUAGAAUUUGGGGCAACAGUGCAUAUAUGUGCCCGUAAACAACAAGAUAUUGAUAAAUGUUUGGAAGAAUGGAAUAGCAAAGGAUUUCGCAUAACAGGGUCGGUGUGCGAUGUACUAUCUCGAGAUCAACGUGAAAAUUUAAUGACAAAUGUUUCUUCCAUCUUUCAUGGAAAGCUCAACAUUCUGAUAAACAAUGCUGGAACAGCUUCAACUAAGAGCCUCCUAGAUUACACUGCAGAAGAUGUAGCAACGAUAAUGGGUACAAAUUUUGAGUCAUGUUUCCACCUCUGUCAACUAGCGCACCCGCUUCUGAAAGCAUCUGGCUACGGGAACAUAGUAUUCAUAUCCUCAAUUUCUGGCCUGAAAGCUUUUCCUAUUUGUUCUGCUUAUGCAGCCUCUAAAGGAGCUUUGAAUCAAUUCACCAAGAAUAUAGCAUUGGAAUGGGCAAAGGAUAAUAUCCGUGCAAAUACUGUGGCACCUGGACUCGUUAAGACCCAACUUUUGGAUUCUCUAAUGGAUUCUUCUGAAGUGGAGAAGAAUGUGGAGGUUCUGCUGUCUCAAUCACCAGUUGGUCGCAUUGGAGAACCAAGGGACAUAUCAGCAAUGGUGGCUUUCCUUUGCCUUCCAGCUGCUUCAUACAUCACUGGCCAGAUUAUAACAGUGGAUGGGGGAUCCAUAAUUUAA
This is a messenger RNA of Sphenostylis stenocarpa, 798 nucleotides long. NCBI's taxonomy places the organism in Eukaryota, Viridiplantae, Streptophyta, Magnoliopsida, Fabales, Fabaceae. The record is from the annotation of a GenBank genome assembly.